Doryrhamphus excisus (bluestripe pipefish) is the source of this 4327-nucleotide messenger RNA. Lineage: Eukaryota; Metazoa; Chordata; Actinopteri; Syngnathiformes; Syngnathidae. The record is from RefSeq and is a predicted model, not a curated record.
AACCUGUUGACAUCAGACGUCGACCUUCAUCUUCUCAAGUCGGGACCUCAGUACGGACGGACUUGUUAGCACCACCUUGAAAGAGUCAUGUCAGAAUGUUCUUCAUUUGAUGGACCUGGAAGCUUCACGGCGACUUUUUGAUGAUAUAUCCGCCUCAUAACUGGUAGAAAAUAUGUUCACAGACUUUGUCAUUUUGUGUGUGAUUUUAUUCGAUGCCUCGCACCUCGGUUCAUCAUUGGAAUUACGUCUUGGCAUGUCUAAUGUUUGCGCUGACCGGGAGAUGUCUAUUUUGGUGGCCCCUCAGCCUUGUGUUCAGGCUUUUACGCGCAUGGUGAAGGUGUGGAGGCAGGGCUGCACAGGCCACAGAUGGUGUAUGGGUUUUGAGAGAAGGACAACAUACUACACAACGUACAGACAAAUGUACAGGACAGAUGUCCAUACAGUUUUUAAGUGUUGCCCUGGCUGGACUCAAAGGGAUGGAGAAUCAGGCUGUCUGCACAGGGUAUGCAGCGCCAAUAUGUGUUUUAAUGGAGGUCAAUGUGCAGAAAAUGGAGAUGACAUCUGCCAUUGUCCAGAAGGCUUCAAAGGGUCAAGAUGCCAGUAUGAUGUUAAUGAAUGUGAGGUGGACAAAGCUGGCUGUGAAGGAUACUGUUGCAAUACCAUUGGCAGCUACUACUGCAAGUGUCCUCAGGGCAGUAAGUUGGGCCCAGAUGGCAAAUCAUGCCAAGAUGUGAACGAGUGCGCAGAUCUCAACGGAGGAUGCCAGCAGAUGUGUGUCAACACACCAGGAUCCUAUCACUGUGAGUGCGGUGAAGGAUUCCGCAUGCAUACUGAUGGCCGGACCUGCAUUGCUGUAAACUCCUGCUCGGUGCUUAAUGGUGGUUGUGAACAUCAGUGUGUGGAUAUGGGGAAUAAUCAUUACAAAUGUGAAUGUCGAAACAACUACAAGCUGAAGACGGAUGGGAGACACUGUGAAUUGAGGGACUCCUGUGAGGAAAGUAAUGGAGGCUGUGCUCAGCUAUGUCUCGAUGUCGAUGGCCGAGUCCAGUGCAGCUGUCACCCUGGUUUUACUCUGGUUGAAGACGGCAAGGACUGCGCAGACAUUGAUGAGUGCAGUUCAGGUCACGACAAGUGCUCCCAUGGAUGUGUCAACACACACGGCUCGUUCCGAUGUGUGUGUCAUCCAGGCUUCGAGCUCGGUGCAGAUGGAAAACAGUGCUACCGCAUUGAGAUGGAGAUUGUUAACAGCUGCGAGAAGAAUAAUGGUGGUUGCUCUCAUCAAUGUGAGCACACAACCAACGGACCCCUUUGCUCCUGCCAUCAGGGCUACCAGCUCGACCAGGACAGGAAGACUUGCGUAGACAGUGAUGAGUGCGUCAACGGGGAAUCCUGCUGCAACCACUUCUGCAGAAACUAUCCAGGCGGCUACGAAUGCAGCUGUAGAGCCGGCCACACACCAAAUCCAGAUGGCUGCGGUUGCGACGACAUCGAUGAGUGUCUGGCGGAGACUUCAGGCUGUGACCAUGACUGCGUCAACACCCUGGGAACAUACGAGUGUUUUUGCCGACGGGGUUUCAGCUUGGAUUGGGAUCAGCACACCUGCAUCUCUUUAUAUGGCAGAGAAUUGGAGGAAGAUGAUGAACAAGAGGAAGAAGAUCCACUGGAAGAGCAGCUGGAAGUCUAUAGGUUACCUGAGCUGCUCUUCCGCAACGUUCCUCAGCUUCUCCACUACACUGCAGCAUUGCAUUCCCGUCACGGCACUGAUUACGAUGAUGUCGGUGACAUCGAUGAGAGCCUGGAUGAACAUCUCGAAGAAUUUCGAUUGGACAGCCAAAUCGUAUGUUUGGAUAACUCCUUUGGGGAGGAUUGCAGUUGGAGAUGUGAAGACUGUGUGAACGGAGCCUGUGGCGAAAAUAAAGAUGGCUGUGAGUGUUCACCUGGAUGGGCUGGCAUUAUCUGCAAUGAGACUUGUCCACAGGGGACUUUUGGGCACGCCUGUAACAGUCUGUGCCAAUGUAAGAAUGGAGGCACAUGUGACUCCGUGACUGGGAAGUGUUCGUGCCCUGCCGGGGUUAAAGGUCUACUCUGCCAGGAUGGAUGUCCGAGGGGAUAUUUUGGAAGCCAUUGCAUGAGAAAGUGCAACUGUCCAAACAAUGGCCACUGCCAUCGUCUGCAUGGAGCUUGUCUAUGUUCCCCUGGAUUAUAUGGUCGACGCUGCCAUUUGCCUUGCCCCAAGUGGACGCAUGGCCCGAGCUGUUCGAAAGAAUGUGACUGUGUUCAGGAACAUUCCACUGGCUGCGACCCCGAGAUGGGGAGCUGUAUCUGUAAGCCUGCAUACCACGGCCCGCAAUGUGAGAAAGAAUGUGAGCACGGAUUCUUUGGCGCUGGCUGCAAGCGGUCAUGUGACUGCCCAAGUGGAGGGUCAUGUGACCCCACGACAGGCGAAUGCAGCAUGAAAUGUCCCGCCGGCCUUCAUGGAGAGAAAUGUCAUCUGGUGUGUGAGUCUGGUUCAUGGGGUCCAGGAUGCAUCAGUAAAUGCCGGUGCCAAGACAACUCUGCAGGCUGUGACCCUGUGACGGGUCGGUGCGUGUGUGAGGCCGGCUACACUGGAGAUACAUGUGAAGAAACAUGUCCUGGGGGACAAUAUGGAGAGAACUGUUCUGGACAAUGUUUGUGUCGAAAUGGAGGUUCCUGUGACAGCGUAACGGGCCAGUGCUCAUGCCUUCCUGGCUGGAUGGGAGCGACUUGUGAGUUAGAGUGCAAGGUGGGACGGGAUGGAGACAACUGUACUGGCGUCUGUAGCUGCAUGAAUGGAGGGAUAUGUGACAGGGAGACGGGAGAGUGUGUCUGUCUGCCUGGUUGGACGGGACAGCGCUGUCAAUCAACGUGUCUCACGGGCUUCUAUGGUGCUUCCUGCGCCCAGCGAUGUGAGUGCCAGGCUGGGGUGUCAUGUCACCCUGAGACUGGGGUCUGCGGCUGCCCUGCUGGACACACAGGGCCCCGCUGUGAGAAAAGAUGUCGCUCUGGAACGUACGGACCGAACUGCAAGUCUCGAUGCAGAUGUCUUAACGGUGGUCGCUGUGACUACAGGACGGGGGCUUGCCAAUGUCCUCCAGGCUUCAUUGGAGCCAACUGCAGCUCACGCUGCCCAAGUGGGUACUAUGGCAAAGACUGCGCUAAACUGUGCUCCUGUGGGGAAGACGGUCAAUGCCACCCAACAAACGGAAGGUGUAUUUGUGCGGCUGGAAGAACGGGACAGUCCUGUCAAGUGUGCCCCAAGGGACUUUACGGCCUGCAAUGCCGAAACAUAUGCAGAUGUCUAAAUGGAGGUCUCUGUGAUCCUGUUGAUGGCACGUGUAAAUGUGGUCUUGGCUGGACCGGAUCAGACUGUGAUACAGCCUGUUUGCAGGGAAAAUAUGGGCCGAAUUGUUCUCAAGACUGUCCUUGCAACAAUGGUGGGACCUGCGACCGCUUUAUUGGCACCUGCAAUUGUACUGCUGGAUUUUAUGGCCACUCUUGUCAACACAAAUGUCCGCUCGGAUUUUACGGCGUAAACUGCGUCCUUGCCUGUGAUUGUAAAGUGGGGCAGAGCUGUGAUCCAGUGACAGGACAAUGUGAAUGUCCACCAGGAUACUACGGGCUUCAGUGCCAAAGACGGUGCGAAUCCGGCAAGUUUGGACAUGAGUGUGAAAGGUCAUGUGACUGUGCAGGUGACACACCAUGUGACCCAGCUACUGGACACUGCCUGUGUUCCCCGGGAAGGACCGGACCGAGAUGUGAAAAAGAUUGUGGUGGUGACCGAUUUGGCCCAAACUGCUCUUUUCCUUGCCAGUGUGCUCGCAGGGCCCGCUGUGAUGGGAUGACCGGGCGCUGUCAAUGCCCACUCACCUUGCUGGGCCCCACUUGCGCUGAAGCACGGCUUCACCAGACACCAGGACAGAUGAACUUUUCCGCGUCCCAGAGAAAGAGAAGAGCGGGCGGUAAAACCACAUAAAACUUGGCUCUUGGAAACUUUACAUAGGUCAUCUUGGUCAAGGUGAUCUGGGAUUACGAGGUAUUGUGGGACUCUGGCGCUCCAUCACUGAGCCUGGAGCUCAAAAUACUCCACCAUUGAACUUGACAUGCGAGCCGGACUCCCAGGAACAUAAAGUGUACUCUACUAUAAUAUUGAUGACAGGACAUUAUUACAUUAUAAUAAUACAUUUUAAACCCAAUCAGCUCAAUGCAACUCAUUUAUGAUUUUAGUAUUUAUUUCAGUGUGUAUCCAAUGAAAUUAUAAUUUUAGGAAAUUCAAACUUACUGUUUCUUUGUGUACACAUCACUUUGC